Messenger RNA from Trifolium pratense (red clover), 2062 nucleotides. Its product is annotated as serine/threonine-protein kinase PEPKR2. Gene Ontology annotation, molecular function: calcium/calmodulin-dependent protein kinase activity; ATP binding; calcium-dependent protein serine/threonine kinase activity. The coding region runs from base 373 to 1782 and encodes 469 amino acids. Gene Ontology annotation, cellular component: nucleus; cytoplasm. Gene Ontology annotation, biological process: peptidyl-serine phosphorylation; protein autophosphorylation; intracellular signal transduction. The transcript is spliced from 4 exons. Lineage: Eukaryota; Viridiplantae; Streptophyta; Magnoliopsida; Fabales; Fabaceae. The record is from RefSeq and is a predicted model, not a curated record.
AAACACGACACGAACAAAAACAAUACUAUUAAGACUCUUCAGAGAAAAAUAUAAGAAAAAAGGAAAAGAUAUUUAGAGAGAGAAAGUGAGUGUGUGUGUGUGUGUGUUUGUUUCCGUGUUUUCUUCAUAUUCGCCCAACACAUCACAUUCACAAAUCCUAAUUCAAAGGGAUUUCCCCCAAAUCUUCGAUCGGAGAAUUUUAGGGUUUCUAUUUCUCACCUGAUUUUCCCCCAAUUUUCUCCUUAAUUCUUCCCAAUUUCCCUUAUGUUAUUCCGAUUUGUUACAUUGCCGCCGCUUCCUUCGCGCCACUUCAGAAACAAAUUCUGAAGUUUGUUUUACUGAGAAUUUUGUGGUAUUGUAAACCUAAUUUUUAUGAUUAUGAGGAAGAAAAGGAAAGGAAGUGAGACUGAUGCAUCUACGGAUCUGGGUGGUGUUGUUUUACCUUUGGAUCAUGGUUCUGUUGCUUCGUCGAUUUUGAAGUCUCAUUAUUCGUUAGAAGAUUGUUGUAGAUUGAAGAAAAGGUGUAAAGAAGAUGAUGCUAGUGAGUCUCGGGGUUCGUUUAAAAGUAGGCUUGCUGGCAUUGCUACUGCUCCGCCUUGUGGAACUUCGUCUUUGAUUACUUCGACUAGAGGUCUUAAGAGGAAGAUAGGUUGUAUUGAUGUUGCUACUCAGAUGGGUAGGAAGAAGAAGCUUGAUGAUGAUUAUGUUUCUGGUGAAUCGAUCGGGCAAGGAAAAUUUGGAUCGGUUUAUUUGUGUAGGUCUAAGGUUAGUGGAGCUGAAUAUGCAUGUAAAACUUUGAGAAAGGGGGAAGAGACGGUUCAUCGAGAGGUUGAGAUAAUGCAACAUUUGUCUGGACAUUCUGGGGUUGUGACAUUGCAAGCAGUUUAUGAAGAAGCGGAAAGUUUUCAUCUUGUCAUGGAAUUGUGCUCUGGGGGACGACUGAUUGAUCAAAUGGUCAAGGACGGUCCGUAUUCGGAACAGCGGGCUGCUAACAUAUUAAAGGAAGUUAUGUUAGUCAUCAAGUACUGCCAUGACAUGGGAGUUGUGCAUAGAGAUAUCAAACCUGAGAACAUUCUGCUCACAAAAUCAGGAAAAUUAAAGCUUGCAGAUUUUGGACUCGCCAUGAGAAUUUCAGAAGGUCAAAACUUGACUGGAUUGGCUGGAAGCCCUGCAUAUGUUGCCCCCGAAGUAUUGUUGGGCAAAUACUCUGAGAAGGUUGAUAUAUGGAGUGCUGGAGUGCUCCUGCAUGCUCUAUUAGCUGGCUCUCUUCCAUUUCAGGGAGAUUCAUUGGAAGCUGUUUUUGAGGCUAUUAAGACUGUCAAAUUAGAUUUCCAAGCAGGGAUGUGGGAAUCAAUUUCUAAACCUGCACGAGAUCUUAUUGGGAGAAUGCUGACAAGGGAUACUUCUGCAAGGAUAUCAGCUGAUGAAGUACUAAGGCAUCCAUGGAUUUUGUUCUACACCGCCCAAUCAAUGACAAUGCUGCCCAUCAAAACAAAAUUGAAGAAUCAAAUUGGUUCCACAAGCAAACAGGUUGUCGCCGCACCAGAACCUAAGUUUGCUAGAAAGACGAUAGAUAAUGGCUCACUUAGCGAGCUUUUAUCUUCGGAAAGUUGCAAUUCAGAUGAUCCAGAUGAAUGUGUGUUGAUUGAUGCACUUGCCACUGCAAUUUCACAUGUGAGGAUAUCUGAACCAAAGAGGAGCAGGUUGUGUAGUCCCACUGGUCCCAUAGUUCAGCAAGGUUCAUCUAACAUGAAGGCUAACAACCUCUGUAAAGCAUUUUGACAUAACGACAGGCUGACACCACUACACACUGCCUUUAUUAUUUUAGCUGUUGGCAGAAGUGGAUUUUUACUUGCUGACAUCCCAUGUUAGGUUGGCCUGGAUCUUCUUGGAGUUCCUUUUUAGUGUAAGAUAUAAUUGCAAUUCUCUUUUUUGUCCUAUUUCACGUUAACCCAAUAAUAGUUUGACUGACAAGUGAAAUAAUUGUACAGCCUAUGUAAAUAGCAAGUUAAUCUAUUGCUUCCAUGUUCUUGAGAAAUAGAAUGUGAGUGAUUUCAGUUAA